AUGCCUCAACUGCGACCGCCUGGGCCUCGAGUGCAUGGGCUACACCGUCAAACGGCCGGAUUUUCUGAAGGAAGAAGAGGAGAUAAAGCCCUCGAGGACGGCCAGACUGAGGAAGAAGACCUCGACCAGCAAGUAGCUUCUUCAGGGCAUCAACAUAUUAUCGAGCGGCUCCGCUUUGUAGCGCCUGCAGAGCUUACUUCGGAGGCGGUGGUGGUGUCGGCCAUCACGGCUUUGUCGUAUGUGACCUUUGCGGGGGGUACGGCGCCGCAGUGGAAAGAGUCGCUGGCAGUCAUACGGGGAUGUCUUGCUUCUAGUCUGGCAGCUUCUUCCAAGCUUGGAGACUUUUCCUUGCAGGCUGACUCGCCGAAUGUGCCUUGGAAACAGUAUCGACCGCUGAUAGAGUUCAUGAUCCGUCUAGACAUCAUUGGGUCGGUGACGGAGAACAAGCCAUCGCGGCUCUUGGAUGUCUAUCGGGUGCUGCUGAAACCCUCGAAGACGGAUCCGACGACCGAGACGCAAUGUAUACUACCUCAUCUUGUAGGAUGCGACAACACCACCCUGCUGGUGAUUGCCGAAUGCGCCACCCUCUCCCACUGGCGCACCUCUGCCGAAAACGAAGGCCGCCUCCAAGUCGACGAGCUCGUCCGCCGUGGUCAAGAUAUCGAAGAUCUCAUGGACCACCGUGAUGAACGAGAGGCGUGUCUGGGCGAAGCUGAUUCAAAGCUUCCAGAGGGCCAGGCGGAUAAGGUGAGGGCCAUGAGGGAGGCGUUCUUUUGUGGGGCGAGGGUGCUUUGGGCGACCGUGGUCAAUGGGCCUUUCCCUGGAGUUCCCAAGGUCAGUCUGGCAGUCCAAGAGACUAUCACCGCCCUUCAAAGCCUCUUCAAUCUGCAUGGCAGCACAGACAUCAACCGUGUCCUCAUCUUUCCCAUCACCCUCGCCGGUGCCCAUGCCGAAACGCCUUCGCAACAAGCAUUCUUCCGAAACAUGUUUAGCGACAUGUCGGAAACGGAUAAAGCGUUUGGGAAUAGGUGGGCAGUGCUGCAGAUGAUGGAGGAAGUGUGGCGGAAGAGGAGGUCGAUGGGUAAAGGGGCGAGGGUUGAGUGGAGGGAGAUGAUGAAGAAUAUGGGGUGGGAUGCGGGUGUGCUGCUCGUAUGA
Cryptococcus wingfieldii CBS 7118 is the source of this 1155-nucleotide messenger RNA. RefSeq lists its product as hypothetical. Gene Ontology annotation, cellular component: nucleus. Gene Ontology annotation, biological process: positive regulation of transcription by RNA polymerase II. The transcript is spliced from 4 exons. Gene Ontology annotation, molecular function: DNA-binding transcription factor activity; transcription cis-regulatory region binding. The coding region runs from base 1 to 1155 and encodes 384 amino acids. Lineage: Eukaryota; Fungi; Basidiomycota; Tremellomycetes; Tremellales; Cryptococcaceae. The record is from RefSeq and is a predicted model, not a curated record.